This is a messenger RNA of Boeremia exigua, 1297 nucleotides long. RefSeq lists its product as uncharacterized. The record is from RefSeq and is a predicted model, not a curated record. The transcript has a single exon. The coding region runs from base 314 to 1297 and encodes 327 amino acids. Lineage: Eukaryota; Fungi; Ascomycota; Dothideomycetes; Pleosporales; Didymellaceae.
CAUACAUUUUCAAGCAUGUUUUGGCGUGCGCUCGGUUGCGCAGACAAGACGAGCCAGAGGGGCGCGGCUACGCGGCUCCCAAUGCUUGCUUCAACGAACAGCGGCAGCUCGUCCUGAAACCGAGUUAGGAGAAACAGCUCGAAAGAGGAAGAGUUUGUCCCGUAUUGAGGCACGCAUGAAGGCGCUUGCCUGAGGAAUAAAUACUCUUGAUGCGAACGUAUAUGGAUCUUCAGCAAUUCGCCCAUUCCAUUCACUUUACCACUAUCGCUCUUUACUUUUCGUAUUCACAUUCAUUUCGUAUAACAGACACAGGAUGUCUCCUUCCACCACCCUCCUCUUGAGCGCAGGUCUGCUCGCCCAGCUCGCCAGCGCAUACACUCAGGUCAAUGUUGCCUCAGCUUUCAUGACAAAGAACGUCGACCCCAUUGUGUUUCCAGGCUCCUACAGCAAGUCGCACUUGCACUCAUUCUUUGGCUCUGACGCAGUCACCGCCAAAACAACCACCUCUGCCGAACUCCAGGCCGGCUGCACCAAUGCAGAGAACCCCAACGAUCUGUCUGUUUACUGGAUCCCUACUCCCCUCUACACCGCCGAUGGCUCGACCUAUGAGCCGAUUCCCGUGUCGCGCUUCAGCGCCUACUACAACCUCGGCGAGACGCCUGCCGAAGUCGCGAUCCCGCAGAACCUGAAAAUGGUAGCUGGCGACGCGACCGCGACCUCAGAGAGUGCCAUGCCCGCCGACGCGAAGAUCUCAUGGUUCUGCGAAGGCGACGACGCGUCGCCUCUGGACAAAAACGGCUUCCCCUCGAAGACCUGCUCGACGCAUUUGCAGCAGCUGCUCUUCUUCCCGCAGUGCGUCAACGAGCAGAGCCUCGAGACGGCGUACAAGUCUCGCAGCCACGGCACCACCAACUGGUGCCCCACCGGCAUGAAGUCCAUGCCGCAGCUGCGCUUCUCCAUCCGCUACGACCUGCGCAAGGCGUUGCCCAACGGCUGGUCUGGCACGUUUCCGGGUAAGCUCGCGUGCGGUGCCGCAUGGUGCUCGCAUGGCGACUUCAUCAACGGCUGGACUACGGAUGCGGCCACCAACAUGAUCGCCGCGACCGCCGAGAAGCAGCACUUCGCUGCUGUGGAUGGCAAGCUGGGCAAGAACGGUGCGAAGCCGACGUGCAAGUCGGCGGAUGCCGAGCCAAGCCAGGGCACCAGUGAUUACGCGAAGAGCGUGAGCAUGAUGAGCAAGCGUGAGGUUCCGGCAUUGGGAUGGGAAAGCAGGACCAGGUUCGCGAGGCACUUGUAG